CACAUACGACACUGGACAAAGUAAGUAACUAUGUUUUGGGGGGAUUUCUAGUCCUGUUGGUUAGUUCAUUUACUCAAAGUAGAAAAUUUGAACAAACUUGUGUCGUUGUAGUUGUUGAACGUGUUUGAAUUCGAGGUGACCUCUAUUUACUCCCGAAUUAUUAAUCAUUUUGCAGUUAUUUACGGGAUAUUCGCAGCUCCUUGAGUAACGAGGUCUUCAAAUCAUAAUAAUAACAACAAAACCAACAACAACAAUAACAACAAAACCAACAACAACAAUAUUAAUCAUAAAUUUAAACAAUGCCAACAUCUCAUCCCUUGACUGGAGGACCGGACCCUGAAAGUCUUUUGACAUGUCCGUAUAAUGCAUCUCAUAGACUGGCUCGCAAACGUAUGCAAUUCCAUUUGACAAAAUGUCGCAAAGCUUAUCCCUUAUCUAAAAAGCAGACAUGCCCCUUCAAUGCAACACACCUGGUGAACGAACAAGAAUUCCUGUUUCACUUGGAAACAUGCUCGAACAGGGGAAUUGUUGACAAUUUCACGUACAUCACACAAGAUGAAAAUCAUGCAAUACAAUCUCUGCCAGAGCCGGAUCUUCCUGACAGUGAAGAGAAUUGGGAUAAUGAUAACUGUGGGACAUAUGACGCUGCUGUCAAUGUGGCAGAAGCACCGAUAAUACAUACUUUGAUUGGUGCUACCCCAAGUGAACGCAAAAAAUUUAGAGUACAAGAACGACAAAGAUUCCGAGCUCUGGAUGAAAGUAUUUCAGUUGUCAAGGUUGAACCAAAGGCUGCCAAAGAAAAAGAGUUUCCUGAUGAUCAGCCCCUGAGACAGCCAACUACUCUGCCAAAGUCUCUCAGCUCUCAGUCAUCUGCAGGGGGUGAUGCAGCCGGUAGUUCAGGUGGUCAGAGCAGCACUGCUUUACAUACUGAACCUCAACCAGGACCAUCUGGCCAAGAUGAUGGUUUUGUAGUGUACCAACCAAAGGGGCGUGGCAAGCGUAGACAUUAAACGGCGAAAAGCUUAUUGACAAUGAUCGAAUUAAAUUUUCGGAGCGACACUUAGACUACAUUUUAUUUUCAUUCAAAUUUCAAAUUCAUCAAGUUUUUACUUACCCUUAAGGUCAGUAGCAUAGAUCUCGUAUCAUUAGGUAGUUGGUCACUCCUAUUAUUUGUUAUUAUCUCUGUAUUUUCGUUAUGUUACUGUGUGUUGCGAUGAUAAUGAACCGUGCGUUUAUGGCACAAUGAUUUUAUGGAAAUUAUGUUAAUUUUGACUUGAAUUGAAUUUUUCCUAUUGACCAUGAAUUUAUCCAUAUGACAAAAAAAUAUACUUAUAUUUUGCCAUUAACCUUACCUGCGUAGCGUUAUUUUUUCAUGUAAAUAAACUAUUUAAUUAUAGUUUACAAGGGACCAGACCUGUUGGAUGCCAGAUACGCAAAGUUCGAAAACUACACACUACGAUAUUACAAUAUGUUUAUCUACUUGAAUUUGGAAUAUAAAACUUCGUUGCUUACUCCAUAA
Messenger RNA from Neodiprion virginianus, 1519 nucleotides. RefSeq names its product gametocyte-specific factor 1 homolog. Bases 300 to 1010 code for a protein of 236 amino acids. NCBI's taxonomy places the organism in Eukaryota, Metazoa, Arthropoda, Insecta, Hymenoptera, Diprionidae. The transcript has 4 exons. The record is from RefSeq and is a predicted model, not a curated record.